CUGCUGUCGCAGCCGCCGCCUCGGCUGUGGCCGCUGCUCCUGCCGCCGCCGCUCUGCCUGGUCCAACCUCCAGGCCCAGUGCUCUGACUUUGCCGAACCGGGGCGCUCUGCAGAGACAUCUUCACUCCUUCCUGGGGGUCUGGGACACCUAGGCCGGCGUUGGGGGGAACCUCCGCUUGCGGGUGACAGGGAGGGAGGAGCUGAAGCCCGCAACACCCGUCGCCCGGAUCAACAGGACAGAACAGGUUGAGGGGCGUCGGGGAAAGGAAGGGGUGCUAUAGCAAUCCCAGGGAGGACGAGGAAGCCCUGUCGCAUCUGAUGCGCUAUGACUUAUUAAGGCCUGUUGACGUUUGAGGAGUGGUGACAACGUGGGUGAUCUCCACUCUUGGGGGCCUCGUUAGAUUGGAGGGUGUGGGAUCUGAGUAGUGCCAGUUGUUCCUCGGGAAAUUUAAGGAGCAACCAGAAGACGAACAAAACGACUGAUGCUCCUUGCUUCGGGGUGACAGAAGGUCCCCCAGACAAGCACCUGGUUAUGCACAAGGAAGGGCUGAUUUGGAGGUGACUUCAAAAGGAGCGGAGUUAACAAAGUGAGGAGAAGGUCUCAGCAGCUGGAACCCUGUGGUACUGGAACCCUAGGGGAGCCCAGGGCGCUCCGGGAGCCUGCUGGUUUGGGGGUGUCUCCUCCCGGGGCGCUAUGGCGGCUUUGGCCAGUAGCCUGAUCCGACAGAAGCGGGAGGUCCGCGAGCCCGGGAGCAGCCGGCCGGUGUCGGCGCAGCGGCGCGUGUGUCCCCGCGGCACCAAGUCUCUUUGCCAGAAGCAGCUCCUCAUACUGCUGUCCAAGGUGCGACUGUGCGGGGGGCGGCCCACACGACAGGACCGUGGCCCAGAGCCUCAGCUCAAAGGCAUCGUCACCAAACUGUUCUGCCGCCAGGGUUUCUACCUCCAGGCAAAUCCGGAUGGGAGCAUCCAGGGCACCCCAGAGGACACCAGCUCCUUCACCCACUUCAAUUUGAUUCCCGUGGGGCUCCGAGUAGUCACCAUCCAGAGUGCCAAGCUGGGUCACUACAUGGCCAUGAAUGCUGAGGGGCUAUUGUACAGCUCGCCACAUUUCACAGCAGAGUGUCGCUUUAAGGAGUGCGUCUUUGAGAAUUACUAUGUCCUGUAUGCCUCUGCCAUCUACCGCCAGCGUCGUUCUGGCCGGGCCUGGUACCUAGGCCUGGACAAGGAGGGCCGGGUCAUGAAGGGAAACCGAGUCAAGAAGACCAAGGCAGCUGCCCACUUUGUGCCCAAGCUCCUGGAGGUGGCCAUGUACCGGGAGCCUUCUCUCCACAGUGUCCCUGAGACCUCCCCUUCCAGUCCCCCGCCCCUUGAGAUGUAGUCCCUGGACUGGAGGCUCCCUGCACUUCGGUGAACCAGCCACCACCACAGCCUGUCUCCUAGCCCUGCUCCAGGCCUUGCUGCUGUCCCCCUGUUGCCACACACAUGCCCUAAGCAGCCAGGCCUCACUAGGUGCUGUACCCCGAGGGAGCUUAGGGACUAGUCGGCUGGGAUUCUGGAGUUGCUGAACACUUACAUUCUGGGGCCUAGGAGAGGUUCUAAGAUGGGGGUACCCGAAAUGAUCCUGGCUGACCACAUAUUUCUUUUCACAUUAACUCCUCCCCUCCAAAGAGCCCCAAUUUUUCCUGAAGUGGCGCUGGGGGCUAAUCUUCUUCUCCCUGGCUGAGCCAGUUUCUGAAGCCAUGCACUCCUUCAGUCGCCAUGAAGCCACAGCUUUCUAGGUGGCACACUGACACCCAGAACUAGUUUCCUUUUCUACCCACUCUACCUUCUGCCUUGGUCUGGAGAGGUUCAUAUCCACUGAACACCCCAGCCAGGGCCAGUCUGUGUUCUGUCCUGGAACCCAGGCAUGGAUCCUUUAUGCUUCUAUUCUUGACCUAGACAGAUACCCCCCACCCCCGAUUUUUUAAAAAGAGGCUGAAUUUGAGCCUCCUAAUAUAGCCAUUGGCCUUGGUCUUAACUGGAAGCAGCCUCAGGUCACGCCGUACGUUAACCCUUCUUAUCCCAGAGACACCCAAUUCUAGAGCCUGGCGUUCUGUACCUCUAUAGAGCCAUACUCCCUCCUAAUCCCAGCUCUAGGACAUAGACCAUGACUCUCAGCCCUUCUUUCCUGGGUCAGGACUUCAAGUUGGAGGCUAUCCUGGGCACGCGUGUGUGCGUGUACACACACACACACACACACACACACACACACACACACACAGAGCAUGCUUACUAGUCAAUACUGAAUGAACCAAGAACCACCACUGCUUAUUUUUCCUACAUAGUUUUAUAAAAAUCUUCUUUCCUCUAGAAUGCUUAGAAUGCUAACCAUACUUUUAUAUGGUUUCUAGUUUUAGCAUUCCAGAUGGGGUUUUGCCAGGAAGAAAAAGUCUAGGGAAAGGUACAGGAAUUCUGGAAAAAUGUACCUGGCUCAUGUAGGGAAGCUGAGAGGAGGAAAAUGCCAUGCUUUGAUUGAAUUUGUGUCUGCUUUGGGAAGACAUGAACACUUAGCUACCUCAGCAGGAAUUCCUUCCAGGUCCCUUUUAAAGCUGAGGUCCUUUGCUUGAUAUGGUAUGGUGCAUUUGUGAGGUGGAGUCUAGAAUUAAAAAGGACAAAUAGAGACACAGACUUGAUUCCCCCUCCCAGCAAGGAGACUCCCACCCAUCUCAGCAAUAAGUCCAACUCUCCCUCCUACAGAUCAGGCCUAGGAGAGGAGGAGCCUCUUAGGCUCCCAGACCUCAUAUGUCCCCAGAGCUUCUAAUGAAACAGAAUUUACUUUACAGCUUAUAACCUCAGCUGGGGUUUAAGUACCCAAAAAAGGACCUGAAAACCGGGAACCUCUAGUAAAAUAGGGGGUAGAUUCCGAGUCUAGCAGAUGUAGGUGGAAACGGCUACGGGACGGUCCUAAAGGAGGGGCUAGUGCUCAAACGCAGGUCACUUUUCCUCAGGCCCUUUUACUUCUGGCUUGUUGCAAGAGAUGCCCCCCCUCCCUCACACAAACCCCGCUCAGGCUCCGCCCAUCCCCUGGCUCUGCUCUUAGGGGCCUGGGUCUCCAUGCUUUCUCUAAUUAAAGAUGAUUUAUACAA
Messenger RNA from Mesocricetus auratus (golden hamster), 3125 nucleotides. It is a transcript of the gene Fgf11, whose product is annotated as fibroblast growth factor 11. Bases 695 to 1378 code for a protein of 227 amino acids. Lineage: Eukaryota; Metazoa; Chordata; Mammalia; Rodentia; Cricetidae. Gene Ontology annotation, cellular component: cytoplasm. Gene Ontology annotation, biological process: cell differentiation; fibroblast growth factor receptor signaling pathway; regulation of cell migration. The transcript is spliced from 6 exons. Gene Ontology annotation, molecular function: fibroblast growth factor receptor binding; growth factor activity. The record is from RefSeq and is a predicted model, not a curated record.